CUUUGAAGUUGCUCCAAAGGAAAGAGAGAAGAAAGCUCACCAAAAAUAAUUUGUUAACAAAAAGAAAGAAAGGAAUCUUCCAUCUUCCCACGGCGGAGAGAAACCAAAAAAAUCAAUCAAUGGAGCUUCCUCCUCCACCGGAAAGAUCCAAACGCCUCCAUAACUUCACCUUACCUUAUCUCCGAUGGGGUCAGCAAAGAUUCCUCCGCUGCGUCAAGCUUCCUCACCACAACCGAUCUCCUUCUUCUUCUUCUCCUUCUCCCGAUCAUAGAUCUCACAACGGUGGACUUGUUGGAGAGCUCAGGGUCGAUCUCGUCUACGAUGCCAACAAACCUAAGCUCUCCGUUUUGGGAAAUGGAGGUGACAACAACGGCGAUGUUGUUGCUGCAGCUGCUCGGCCGUGGAAUUUGAGGACCAGAAGAGCUGCUUGUAACGAACCUGGUGAUGAAUCCACCAGGAUCAUCGAGUCUUCUUCUUCUCUACGGAGACAUGAAAUUGGCGUUAAGAGAGGUGGUAGCGAAGAUGGUGGUGAUGGUGAUUCGCAGCACAAGAAUGAGAAAGUGAAAUUCUCUGUUUCUUUGUUGAGAGAAGAAAUCGAACAAGAUUUCUCAGCCCUAAUUGGAAAAAGACCUCCUAGAAGACCAAAGAAGAGACCGAGAUUGGUUCAGAAGCAAAUGAAUACUCUAUUUCCAGGAUUGUGGUUAGCAGAAGAAGUAACAGCAGACUCUUACGAUGUUCCUGAGCCUGUGGAAACAUGAAGUUUGUUUCUUGUUUCUUCAAAUUUGGGGUCAGCUUCUCUUUUCUAUCCAAGAAAAUGUAUCAACUUUGUUUUUCGUUGUAAAAAAGGAAGAAAAUUUAUAUGUAGCAAUGUGCUCAGUUUUAGUGAAUGAAGAAGCCAAUUUUACUUGGUUUCUUUAAUAUUCUUCUUUUGUUGUAAAAGAGACAACUUGGGGUUUUUUUUUUUUUCCGUUACCAAAAGCUAAUUGUAAUCUCCAUGGUAAUGGAAUCUCCAGGCUGUUUUUUUUUUUGGUUAUCAAUAAUGCAGCUCUCUGCAACUUUCUUACAUUUUGUUCUUCUUAAUUUAGUUUGUCUUAUUUCUUUCUAUUAGCAGCUCAGGAGUUACUUAAAUUAGUAUCUUGCUUAGAUUAUGCGAAAAUUCUGAUCCUGUGCUUGUAUAAAGCUUUUCUGUUCUUGAGCAUGUUUGUGUCAAGAACUUGCUGAGAAACAGUGUUUGUCAUGUUAGAUAAUUUUGACAACUUUGCAGGGUCAGACCAAGCUUUCUUUUUACAACAUCUCACCAUUCUCAAGGUUUUUAUAGACAGCUUCCUUCCUCCAUUUAUUGAACACCUGAACUGGGACACUUGUUUCUAGCUGCAAUCAGAUAAUGUAAGGAUGAUCAUAUGCUGAUAAUGGAUAUGCUGUGUGCCGAGUAGGAGGCUCCACGGUCCAAUAAAACAGUCCGUUGGACGCCUUAAGUAAGAGUCCUGCAAAAAGAAAGUCUCUGAGCAGAGUUUCAUCUUUCCGCCAAACAGAG
This is a messenger RNA of Arabidopsis lyrata subsp. lyrata, 1534 nucleotides long. RefSeq lists its product as uncharacterized. The record is from RefSeq and is a predicted model, not a curated record. The transcript is spliced from 4 exons. The coding region runs from base 120 to 758 and encodes 212 amino acids. Lineage: Eukaryota; Viridiplantae; Streptophyta; Magnoliopsida; Brassicales; Brassicaceae.